Molecule: messenger RNA, 3220 nt
Organism: Trichoderma harzianum CBS 226.95
Lineage: Eukaryota; Fungi; Ascomycota; Sordariomycetes; Hypocreales; Hypocreaceae
Exons: 5
Coding region: 209-3076 (955 amino acids)
Biological process (GO): regulation of DNA-templated transcription; DNA-templated transcription
Molecular function (GO): DNA binding; DNA-binding transcription factor activity, RNA polymerase II-specific; zinc ion binding
Source: RefSeq, a predicted model, not a curated record
GGUGUCUUCUGGCAUUUAUUCGUAGCAAAAUACAUAUACACGAGGGCGAUAUCUGUAUUUGUGGGGUUACCUAUUACAGCAACUUGAAGAUAUCAGUUCCAACUCUUCAAUGAACCCAACCCUUCACGGAUGAAAUCGCAAGUCCAGGUUGAAGCUGUUCCGCAGCACUACACCUACAUACCUUACACACCAAUCACGAGAAGCGACCAUGAGUGCCGCCACCGCUGAAACCAGUCGCCGAGAGAACAUGAAUGCUGAGCAGAAAAGGCACCGAUGCCCAGUCUGCCAACAAACGUUUGGACGAGUUGAACAUUUGACUCGCCAUUCAAGGAGCCACUCGGAUAAACGUUCUCUCAAGUGCGAUUACUGCCAGAAAGGCUUUUACAGGGGCGAUGCUUUACGGCGCCAUGAACGGCUUCACAAAGAACCAAAGAGGAGCGCAUUCCGUAGGGGUGCCCGGGCUUGCCUUGCCUGUGCAAAAGCGCGUAGAAGGUGCAGUGGCGAUAAUCCGUGUGCUGCUUGUGAAAAGAGGUCAAUCAAUUGCAAUUAUCCAGCCAUCACCAACUCUAAAGAAUCGUCAGAAUCAUGGCCUCACAUGUCCCAUUCACCUACGAAUGCGGGUGGAAGCCAUGAGGAGCUCAACCCAUUUGUUUCCCAGCGCAGUUUCGACUCCAAUCGAACUGUCAUGACUGCGACCAUCAUGGAGACGACAGGUUUUCAAUCCGUGGGGCGCAGUCCACAGAGUGUAGCACAACCUCGAACAUCUCUUUGCUCUCAUGAUAAUAUACUGGGUCAAUCACCUGAUAUGCCCGCUAAUCUACCUCCCCGGCCCUUUCUGAGAGAUUCGUUGCUGGAAUUUCAGCAAGGGGCAGGCUCUGAAGCUCAACAAACCUGGUCCUCAGGGGAGCCAGCUUCGCAACCAAGCAUGGCGAAUAAUACCACACAAGUUUCAAGGCGAUCAGAACCCAGAUUUUGGCGUCAUAACCGUCUGUCGUCUAUCAAUUGGCUUCCUGACAACUGGAUUCCGGAUUUCGAUUUCAACUCUGGGCAAUCACCGCCGCAAGCUACAGGUAGCUACGCUGGCCCUGCGCAAAUAUCCCAAGACCGAUCAAUGAGCGGCCCUGAUAUUGGUAGCGCGGCGUUAAAUGUGAAUGAAAAUACAUCUCCUUUCAGUAAUGACCAAGGGAUCAUCGCCCCGGAGAAUUCCAAUAGCAAAGGGGUCGGUUACUACUAUGUCGACGGAGAUGGCGCACGACUGCCUCGUAUACGCAAAGCAUUACAUCAAUCUGCUCAUCAAUCCCCAGUUACCUAUGCCCAGCUCACCGACGCUGAUGGACCGGAAACUAUCUAUAACAAAUACGGAUUCCCCGGCUGUGAAUACGGAGCUCACGACGGUGCCAAUAUCUCAUCAUCGGGGAAUCAGCAGAUUCCUAUAGAGAUCUACAGGGAUAUAUUACAUGCUUUUAAUCAAACGUGUAUAAUAUCAUCGUACUUUCCUCCUUUUCAAUCUGCUGACUUUCCAUCACUAGAGUCAGUGGGUUUAUUUGUUCGCCUCUAUACCGAACAUUUCCAGCCUACUCUGCCAUUUAUCCAUCCAGCGACUUUCAAUCCCUUGAGCUCUCACUGGCUACUCGUACUGGCAAUGGCUGCAAUUGGAAGUCACUAUGCUAAAAUUGAACAUGUCCAAGUUCUUGUCGUGGCCAUGCAUGAGUUUCUGCGACGUGCUAUAAACAUGGUUUUGGAAACAGGCCAUGAUGCAAGUAUUGAGAGACUUGUCUUUACGCAAGUGAGAUUGCUAAGCUGUAUCGGAAUGAUGUACUGCGGAGCUCAGCAGUUGAUUGAGCGGGCCAAGGCCUCCAGGAUCGACUUGGUUGCAUUCUGUGAGACAGAAUGGGUCAACUAUACAGAGCAAGAAGACCAAUUACUGAGAAGCCAUACAGUCGACCAAGCAACCUCCGACUGGAAGGCGUGGUGUUGUGCGGAGAGCCGCCGAAGAACUGGCUACACCAUAUGGCUGCUAGAUUGUAUGUGGGCAUUUCAAUUCCAGGUGCGCCCUCUUCUAUCUUUGGAAGAUGCCAGAGUUCCUGUACCAUGUCAAGAGGUUCUGUGGGAAGCAGGCACGGCUCUCGAUUGGCGGCAGCUCUACAGCGUCUCAACAAAGAAUCCAUCAUUGCAUGAAGUCAUUCAGAUCUUGUACGUCGAGAAACGACUCCAGUCUUCAACGGGCGAAUUCAGUCGAAUUCUUUGCAUCCACGCUCUUUUUCGGCGAACUUGGGAAGUAGAAGCCUACUUCAAACAGCCACUUACCCUUUGGAGUCCUGCCGCGGAACAGCAAGCCAUCAAGUCCAAAGAGAUGUCGAGUCCUGUCUGGCUUCCGGAAAUUCAGACAUAUUCCCGAUGGAGGAAUUCCGCUUGUGACUGCCUCGAUGUUCUCCACUGGCACGCAAACAGUGUCAUUGGUGCCGCAGGUGGGAUGGAACAUCCAACGGUCCUUCAUCUUCACCUUGCUCGAGUAGUUUUACUCACACCAUUCCGACAUAUAGUACAAUUGGCUCUUUUAAUGACCAGGGAACGGGAACCAGAGAGUGAUGAACAAAUUACUGAAGCAAGAACCCAUAUACGACGAUGGGCCAUGGAAGAUCAAUAUAAGGCGAGGCUCGCUAUGAUCCAUGCUGGAGUCUCGUUUUGGCAUGUUCGUCGUUAUUCAGUAGAUGGCUUCUACGAACCGUCAGCUGUGUUUCUUGCUACCCUUGCAAUGUGGGCUUACGGCACAUUUGCUCCCCACACAUCUAGGCCAAUAGAGGAUUCCCAUUCUCCCCAGAGUGAUGAAGAUGCCGGAUCUCCAUUUCCCACCUCCAUGCAAUUGGAUAGGCCUGCUGAUGAUGAGCUUGUGCAGUUAUUUGUGAAAAGAGGAGGGUCUAUUCGUGCAAAUGUCACGGGCGUUGGAGAUCUAUGCAGCCCAAAGGGUCCUAGUCGUGUGCUACUGGAGGGCAGAAAGCUGCUUAUGGAUUUAAAAUGUUGGGGAUAUAGUCAUUGGAUUGUCCGGACUUUGACACUUCUUAUAGAGAUCUGCUAACAGAACAUAUCAUUGGAAGUUUAGAAAUGCAUGCUACAUUGACUGGAGCAUACACACACCCCUCAUCAUUGAUUGAAGUUAAUCGACGAUGUAAGAAUUGUAUUCUCUCACUGGUCCUUCCAGAGUAUAGUAGCAAAACACGAG